Molecule: messenger RNA, 870 nt
Organism: Linum trigynum
Lineage: Eukaryota; Viridiplantae; Streptophyta; Magnoliopsida; Malpighiales; Linaceae
Source: the annotation of a GenBank genome assembly
AUGGCUCUGAGAUUAGCGAGCCGGAAGUUCGGAAGCAAGUUCUUGUCUAUGCUUACCGCCACUUCUUCCCUGCAUUCGCAUUCCACAAGCUUUGGUUUUAAAGAAGUGAGGGAAGAAGACAAAAGCCAACUGGUUGGCAAUGUAUUCACUAACGUCGCUUCAAAUUACGAUCUGAUGAAUGAUUUGAUGAGUGGUGGAUUGCACAGAUUGUGGAAGGAAAGGCUAGUUUCCAAGUUGAAUCCGUUCCCAGGAAUGAAGCAUUUAGAUGUGGCUGGCGGUACAGGGGAUGUUGCUUUUAGAAUUCUUGAAACAGUAAACAGCGUCAAACGCAGAGCAAUUCAAGAUCCUUCAAAUGACAAUCUACACGAAGAAACUGAAAUUUAUGUGUGUGAUAUAAACCCUAAUAUGUUGAAUGUUGGUAAAAAACGAGCCGUGGAAAGAGGUCUUGGAGAAACCAAAUCGCUUAUAUGGGCGGAGGGUGAUGCUGAAGCCCUGGAUUUUCCUGAUAACUCAAUGGACGGUUACACAAUAGCUUUUGGAAUAAGGAAUGUCACACACAUAGAGAAAGCUCUUGUUGAAGCUCACCGGGUAUUAAAGCGCGGAGGAAGGUUCCUUUGCCUCGAACUCAGUCAUGUGGAUGUUCCCCUGCUUAAACAAGUGUAUGACUAUUACUCAUUCUCAAUCAUUCCAGCCGUUGGGGAACUAGUUGCUGGCGAUCGUGAAUCAUACCAAUACUUGGUCGAAAGCAUCCGCCGCUUCCCACCUCAGGAUAAAUUUGCUCUGAUGAUAGCUGACGCAGGAUUUCAGAAGGUUGAGUAUGAAAAUCUGGUAGCAGGAGUUGUAGCUAUCCAUUCUGGGUUGAAGCUCUGA